Messenger RNA from Punica granatum (pomegranate), 1241 nucleotides. Lineage: Eukaryota; Viridiplantae; Streptophyta; Magnoliopsida; Myrtales; Lythraceae. The record is from RefSeq and is a predicted model, not a curated record.
UCUUCCUCUGUGUGUGUGUGUGUGUGUCUCUCUCUCUCUCUCUCUCUCUCUCUCUGUGAUUGUCGAGUGUCAGGUGAAAGACCGCUCCGCGCCCUCAGGCGACCGUUCAGUAUUGUUCCCGUUGCUGAAAGAAAUGGAGAUGGGUUGGUGGGGAGGGACUGAAGAAGAGACUCGCAUUCUCAUUUCGCCCGCGGAAACUCGUGCUGGGCACUUUCUAUCUCUUCGUCAUCCCAAAACUGGAAAAGGAGCUUGCUAUCUCUUGGCCAAUGAAAAGCUCCAUGAACUCCAUUGGUUCAAAUUACCGUAUGGAUCUUGGUUUUUGGGGGAUUAUGUUUGUAGAGAUGGAUCCCUCUAUUAUGCAACUCCUGUCGAUCUUGUUUUCAUCUUGUUGCCAAUAUUUGACGAAGCCAGGAUGAAGAAGGGAGAAGAUUCUGGAAAAUUUAGGCAGUUGGAUGAGAUACUAUUUGUAAAUGGCUAUCCUGAGUACCGGCGCUUAUUGCCCAUUGCAGAGAAAUACAUGCAAGUAGUUUGUGAAGUUAGAGAAAUUGGAUCGUCAAAGUUUUUCCGGCUUGAUGACUCUAAGCUUCUGGCUUGGUUAUUGUAUAAGGCGCAUCAACUGAAAAACACGAUUCCGACUCUGGGUGACAACUAUGCUGCUCGAACAGAAAAUGAGACAUUAACCGACGCAGUUUCAAUCAUUGGGGAUUACUUGAAGGAUGAGCCGUGGUUGAAGUGUUUGUGUGAUAAUCUCAAGGUAAAUUUACCAGAGGGGCCAAAACAGACAGCAGACAACAGAAUCCUUUUAGCUGCUAUAGAUAAUGGUUUAUGUUCCCCUAUCGUCUCGCAGGACAAGAACGGGACUGAGAAAAGAGCAGCAAAACCUGGGAAGCAAGCUAAGAAGGCGAAAGUGGAGACAGAGUCUAAGAACAUAAGGGACAUGUUCACCCGAGCUUCAAGAAGACGUGGCUGAGAGCCCCGUGAACACUGGUUGGGAGAUCAGCAGGACUGGUCAGAUACAGGAUCUCUCUAUGCUCACCAAAUUGGAUUACUUCAUCUAAAUCCAAAUUUAGUUCAACUGUAGAGACCAGAAUGAAUUCCUGGCAGCAGUUCCCUGUCCGUUAAUGGUGGUAAUGUAUGAUGUUGUAGUGACAUGGUUGACAGCCUAUUCGGGGCGUUCAUUGAACAGACUUGAUUGUAUAAUUGGGUGAAAUUAACUAUAAAAUCACAAGAUUUCACCUGCA